Cryptococcus wingfieldii CBS 7118 is the source of this 1644-nucleotide messenger RNA. Its product is annotated as galactose transporter. Gene Ontology annotation, biological process: carbohydrate transport; transmembrane transport. Bases 1 to 1644 code for a protein of 547 amino acids. Gene Ontology annotation, cellular component: membrane. Gene Ontology annotation, molecular function: carbohydrate:proton symporter activity. Lineage: Eukaryota; Fungi; Basidiomycota; Tremellomycetes; Tremellales; Cryptococcaceae. The record is from RefSeq and is a predicted model, not a curated record. The transcript is spliced from 9 exons.
AUGGCCGGCGGUGCUGAUGCUGGCGGCGGCUUUGACGCUCUUCUCACUCCUCCUGAUGAGGCUGGAUGGAGGGGUCUGUAUAAGAACAGACGCGCCCUCUUCCUCGCCUGUUUUGCGUCCCUCGGUGGUGUCCUCUACGGAUACAACCAGGGUGUCUUUGGUCAAGUCCAAGUCAUGUAUGAUUUCAGGCAGAGAUACCUCCCAGAGGGAACCAGUCCCGACAUCAGGGCUCUCUUGACCUCUAUCCUCGAACUGGCUGCCUUUGUUGGUGCCAUUAUGGCCGGUCCUCUCUCUGACCGAUACUCUCGAAAGUAUUCCAUCUCUGGAUGGUGUGUCAUCUUCAUUGUCGGUGUCGUCAUUCAGGCGGCUGCUAGCAGAGACAUUGCGUGCAUCUAUGCUGGUCGAUGGUUUGCCGGUAUGGGUGUCGGUGCCUUGUCAAUGUUGGUCCCCAUGUUCAACGCCGAGCUCGCGCCUCCCGGUAUCCGUGGUUCCCUCGUCGCCCUCCAGCAACUCGCCAUCACCUUUGGUAUCUUGGUCUCUUACUGGAUCGGAUACGGAACCAACUACAUUGGCGGUACCGGGGAAGGUCAAUCAACUGCUGCCUGGCGUAUCCCCCUCGCUCUCCAGUUGGUGCCCGCUUUGGUCCUCUGUGUUGGCGCCUACUUCCUCCCCUUCUCUCCCCGAUGGCUCAUGCUCCGAGGCCGUGAAGACGAAUGCCUCGUCACCCUCGCCAAGCUUCGAAACUCUACCCCCGAGGCCCCUGCUGUGCAAUACGAAUUCCGUGCCCUCCAGGCCGAGCGUCUCGUCGAGCGUGAGGCUGCCAAGGAGCGAUAUGGUCAGGACGAGGUCAACUUCAAGGUCACUGUGGCCGAGUACAAGAGGCUUCUUACCACCAAGCCUCUUCUCCGUCGUCUCAUGCUCGGUGCGGGUGCCCAGGCUUUGCAACAGUGGACUGGUAUCAACGCCAUCAUCUACUACGCGCCUACCAUCUUUGAGCAGAUCGGUUUGACUGGCGGUACCAUCGGUCUUUUGGCUACUGGUGUCGUCGGUAUCGUCAACUUCGUAUUUACCAUUCCCGCCGUCCUCUUUGUCGACAACUUCGGUCGAAAGCCCAUUCUCGCCUGGGGUGAAGCCCAGAUGGCUAUCUCCCACGCCGUCAUCGCCGCCAUCAUUGCCGUCUACGGCGACUCUUUCCCUUCCCACAAGACCGCCGGUAACGCCGCCGUCUUCAUGAUCUACUGGUACAUUGCCAACUUUGCCGUCACCUGGGGUCCCCUCGCCUGGGUUGUUUCCGCCGAGGUCUUCCCUCUCGAUAUGAGGGCCAAGGGUAUGGGUAUCUCUUCCGGUGUCAACUGGCUCAUGAACUUUACCGUCGCCAUGGUCACCCCCCACAUGAUCGACUCUAUCGGCUACAGGACCUACAUCGUCUUCAUGUGCUUCUGCAUCGUCGGCUUCCUCUACUCUGUCUUCCUCCUCCCCGAACUCAAGGGUCUCUCGCUCGAAGAGGUCGACAAGAUCUUCAAGGACACUUCCGGUGCCGAGGACAGGGAGAGGCGAGAGAGGAUUGCCGCGCAGAUUGGCCUGGACAAGGUUGCGCACGAGGUGCAGCACAAGGAGAAGGUCGAGCACGACGACUUGGUGUAA